This is a messenger RNA of Purpureocillium lilacinum, 792 nucleotides long. RefSeq lists its product as uncharacterized. Gene Ontology annotation, cellular component: Mis6-Sim4 complex. Lineage: Eukaryota; Fungi; Ascomycota; Sordariomycetes; Hypocreales; Ophiocordycipitaceae. The record is from RefSeq and is a predicted model, not a curated record.
AUGGCCCCCGCGCCCGCGCCCACCGUCCCGUCCCUCAAGCAGUCCUUCCUCGCCGCGCAAACCACCCUCCUCUCCCAGCCGCUCGCGCCCUCGGCCGCCUGGCGCGCCGCCAACGACGACGCGUCUGCUGGCGCCGACGACAACGACAACGACGGCAGCGCUGCGCACAUCCCGGCCCGCGCCUUCGACGAGGCCCUCCUCGCGCUUAACAACACCCUCCAGCAGCACGCCCGCCGCGUCUACCCCCCGCAGGCCUCGCGCAACGUCGCCGCCCAGAUCGCCGCCGCGUACGACCGCGACGCCGAGCGCAGGGUCGGCGCCGAUGCCGCCAACGAUGCCGAGGCCCUGGGCCGGGAGCUCGAUCUAGCGGACGAGGGAGUUGUCGAAGCAUUGCCAGAGAAGUGGCCCUCGGAGCGCGACACCAACAACCACCCCGCCGAGGCGAAGCGAUACGCCGACACCGUCGCGCGCCUCGGCGAGCUCAGCGCGCGGCGCAAGGAGCUCCGCCAGCGCGUUGACCGGCUGCGGAGCCUCAAGGCGAGCAUCGCGCCGCUCGACACCGCGGACGGGCGCAUCCAGGAUAACCUCGUCACGCGCAACGGGCCCGUCGAGACGGAGCUCGAGCGCAUGCGCGUCCUUCUCGCGCGCGUGGCCGGCCGUGUCAGUGAGCUCCCCGACAAGAGCGCGUCGACGCAAAACGACGGCGGCAAGAUUGACUUGGACGCCCUGGAGGGGGGCCGAAAGCGCAAGGUCGACGACUUCUUGGCCGACCCGCACGUCUUUCCGUCUUGA